AUGGCUAUUCCCAACGGAACAGAGCCACCCAAUUUCGGCAGAGAAGAACUCGAAUCGCGGUUCAAUUCAGUCAUGACGCUGUUCCGCUCUGAAGCUCCACGCUCCCACGUGGAGAAGGCUGCUGCGGCGCUGCUCCUGGAACCCAGACUGGAUUCUAGAAAACAAUCCGUCCUACAUUCUUUGCUUCUUGAUAGCCCGGAAGGCUACGUUGAACACGCGGAAGAAGCGCUUCGGCAUGCCGACCUAGUCAUGCUCGCGAUGUCGAUCCUCCACCCUGGCAUGUCGGAUGAUGCGCAGCCACUGAUCACCAUAUUGGAGAUGUCCCUGGAGAAAGCGCGUCGCUGCAAGGCCAUCGUCGACCGCGCGUUAAAGGAGAAAGUGGUCGACACAGAAGUCAUGAUGGAUCUCCUCGCCCAUGAGGAUGAACUGCAGCUCUUCCUCAAGCGAUACAUCGCUGCCAUGGACGCCGCUCACGGACCUCCCCGAACCGCGCCCAAGGAUGACGUCUCUCUCGAUGGAGCGCCUGCUUAUGAUCCCGAGACGAGCUUGCUGCUCAGCCGUCUCUCGGCUCGUCUGCGAUUCGCCAAAGAAGCUACGGAAGCCGCUUCCGAGGAUCCUGACCCAGAGGAUGCUACUACUCCCGAGAACACUACCCCCAAAGUCCAAGAGACCAGCGGCAAUACUCCUGAUGCGGCGAUCAAGUCAGAGCUUAUCUAA
Colletotrichum tamarilloi is the source of this 717-nucleotide messenger RNA. RefSeq lists its product as uncharacterized. The record is from RefSeq and is a predicted model, not a curated record. NCBI's taxonomy places the organism in Eukaryota, Fungi, Ascomycota, Sordariomycetes, Glomerellales, Glomerellaceae. The transcript has 3 exons. The coding region runs from base 1 to 717 and encodes 238 amino acids.